Contarinia nasturtii (swede midge) is the source of this 1018-nucleotide messenger RNA. RefSeq lists its product as uncharacterized. Lineage: Eukaryota; Metazoa; Arthropoda; Insecta; Diptera; Cecidomyiidae. The transcript has 12 exons. The record is from RefSeq and is a predicted model, not a curated record. The coding region runs from base 151 to 771 and encodes 206 amino acids.
AAACAGUUGCCAGCACAGCAAUUAAAACGUUGACAACGAGAUUAUUUCAGCAGACGACCGUGAACUAUAAAAGCAGACUACUCGUAGCAUUUCACUCUGUAGAAUCAAUUUGUCACUCGCGCGCAUUUUUAUAUUACUAAUCCGUAAAAAAUGAAUUCGUUCACAUCCUUGGGAUUAUUCUUGGUUGUUUUAGCCGCUUGCUUUAUUAGCGACCGAAAUCUUCUUUUUUUUAGCGUAAAUGCAAAGGCAGAAGAACUAAUAAAGGGCCAAGUUAAGCCUCUUACGGCUGACGAAAAGAAAUACAUCAAAGGAAUUGUCGAUUUCCUCGCCAAAGAGAAGGGCAAGCCUCUACCUGAUUUCAGCAAAAAAGAUGAUUUUAACCGAAGAGUCGCUUUUUACGAAGAGGUGCUACUCAUGAUGGCAGCAGAAAAAGCAGAUCCACAAAUGCAAAGUUUGGCUGGAUUGGCCGAAUUUCAGGGUAUGGCCGAGCAGUUACUCAAUAGUCCAGUCACUGAACUUCCAAGCGCUGAAAAUUUGAAGGAGUUUCCAAAUAAUUUCAAAUUCAUCAAGGCGGCUAUGGGUCAUGAUCUGGGCGAAGAUGAUAAAUUCGUAUCGAUGACAAAGAUAAUGGUUAAGGAUAUAAAUGUGACGAAAAAGCAUCUUAAAGACUAUCCAUCCGGAGUGUUUGCAAUUCAUAUGGUUACUGUCUUGACUAAGACAUUGAAUCAGAUCAAAACAGUUGCCAGUGAAGAUGAAGCUGAACUGCAGUAAAAAAUUUGAUUUGACCAUUUUUUUUGUUCAAUAUAUUCCAAAUUUUUGCAAAAAAAAAAAUUUAAUUAAAAAUAUUUGGAUACAUUCUUUUGCAUUAUAUAUUCAUUUAAAUUCUGAUGAGCGAAAAAAAUGGCGUCCAUUGCUUUUAUUUAAUCAUAAUAAAUGUCCGCAUACAUUGUGUAUAUAAGACAAAUAAAUGAAUUCGGAGUGAAAACAAGCCGAUCGUGACGAAGGCAAUUCUUGAAAA